UAAAGGACGGAUAGCUGCCAAGAUGGUGGGCCACCGAAAUAAGCCCGCCAUAAUUAUUGCCAUUCUUGGACUGGCGACGGUCUCGAGAGCAGCAGACAACGAGACGACAACGUUUUUACUGGGGGAAGUUUCUCCACAGCCCAGAAUCGCGUCAGAAAACUUGACCCGAUCCUCGUCCGCAGCCCUAGCCGCCCCGGGCGCUACAAUUUCUAGCGUGGCUGUGGAUACAACAAGAGGAAUGCAGCGUUCAACGUUAGGAACCGAACCCGUACGUCACAGUUUCGGUCGUGGUUUACCCGUGCCUCAUUAUCACCUGCCCGAUUCACGUUGGGGCCCAUUCUUUGAGGAAGGACAAGAGCCGUAUAAUAUAACUGCUAGGGUUGGAUCCACAGUAAGGCUGGACUGUCGCAUUGGACUUCUACAGGAUAAAACGGUGACAUGGUUGCAUCACAAAGAAGACUCCAUUCACUUGUUAACGGUAGGACGGAGCGCGUAUAGCAGCGACGAACGUAUAACACUUAGUUUUCGCUACCCUAACAACUUUAGACUAGAAAUUGUGUACGUCACACGCAGGGAUGAAGGGCUAUACGAAUGUCAAGUCGCAACGCAUCCCCCAAAAGUAAAGAGACUGUUCCUCAAAGUCACAGCUCCAGAGUUGACGAUCGUCGACGAAUCUGGUCGUGAAGUAACGGAGAGGUAUUAUAAAGCGGGAAGCGCACUGGAAUUAACCUGUAUCGCUACUCAAGUUGGAGGAGCCGGGGAAAAUCGUCCUAUAACGUGGAGACAAGGUGAUCGCACUUUAACUAUGGGAAUAAGCUCCAACAAUUCCAACAUCUCGACAGGGACGGACAUGGUUGUAUCCACCCUCACAGUGGCCCCUCUACAAAAGCGUCAUUCCGGAAACUACACGUGCGCCGUUGGAACGUUAGCUUUUGCAACUGUCGCAGUACACGUUCUUAACGGCCGUGGUAAUAGCGCUGUCAGAGACCGUGAAUCAAAUCAAAGAUAA
Photinus pyralis (common eastern firefly) is the source of this 1009-nucleotide messenger RNA. RefSeq lists its product as uncharacterized. Gene Ontology annotation, biological process: synapse organization. Lineage: Eukaryota; Metazoa; Arthropoda; Insecta; Coleoptera; Lampyridae. Gene Ontology annotation, cellular component: neuron projection membrane. The transcript has 7 exons. The coding region runs from base 23 to 1009 and encodes 328 amino acids. The record is from RefSeq and is a predicted model, not a curated record.